CGGGUCGAAAUUCAUGUUCUUCGAAGAUCGUCGCCAUUUGCAUUGUCUGCUUCGUUGCUUUUGACGUCCAUGCGUUUUUUCGUGGCCUCUUUGGCUGGCAGCAUCGAAGUAAACAGGAUGAAAGUCAAACUCUGAGCAGAGCCUCUUCCGUCCCAUCAUAAUUCUUUCCAAUCCUUCCGCCUUCUCAUCAGUCAGCACUCUUACUUCUUUACAGUGUGUUAAAGCAUCGUCAACCACUGCGUGAACCCAGUUCCUGGCCUGUCAAGACUCCUUUGGAGCGAUAUGGUACCUGAUUGAGCAGGCCUCUUGGACCGUACCAACUCUUGUAAGAAUCCCAUCACCCAUCAUUGUCGACGUCAGUCCAUCACCUUUUGCAUAUUAGCGUGUUUUGUCGUUGCUGCUCAACUUACCGACAGCGUUAACAGCGGCAGAACCGCGCGCUUAUCUGCGCUAGAAGAGUGACUGAAACAGAUCGAUAACGCCCCUUGGUCUAUGUCGACACAAUUUUCAGUACUAUUGGCAACCGAAGAGUUUACCUUGCGCCCUUGCCUUUCUUACAGUUGUCGGUCGCGACAGAUGAUAUAUAUUCCCCGCUUAGCAAUGGGCCCCUACAUGGCAAUUAUACCUCUCGUUCUUCAAUGUGCACCCAUUCUAUGCUCACCUCUCAUACCGAACUUGCUCUUGAACAACUCAGGCUCUGCCACAUCUUGAAUGGUGAAACUUGCCCGCCCAUAUCAUUUGCCGACUUUGCCACCUUUCUUACCAACAAGGACUACACUGCAGAGAACUUAGUCUUUGUCCUCUGGUACAGGGAUUACAGGUCAAAGUGGAAACAGGUGGAUAAAGCGGUGAAAAUAAGAGUGCCUGUCCCAAGCACUAUCCUCGGCCACCGAUACGAUCCGUUUGCCUAUCUUCACCACGGGCCAAUGAAUUUCCCUACGAAAGUUGGUGAGCAAGAAGUGGAAGAGAGCAGAAGCAGUUCAAUUUCUGCCGGUGCGUACUCGACGGAUGCAACAGCCCUGCACCCCAACGACGGCUCGGGCAAACCCUUGAGGAGUUGCUUUUCUAGAGUAAACUCUCAUUUUGCUGGAUCUCGGUUUGGGACGUCCUCCUCGACAUGCUCUUCUUCUCCUGCGCUACACGUUUUACAUCGCUCACACUCUCCAUAUCUUCCUGAUGGAACUACGUUUCUUCCGGUAGACGAACAACCCCUGAGAGACCAAGCGCUGCAAGCUUUUGCCACCUUUUUUAAAAAUGGUGGGAGCAAGGAGUUGAGCAUCAGUGACGAACUGCGAGAAUAUGUCAGAACAUGUCUUGAAGUUAGUAGCGCUCCUGAGUCCUUUCUGCCUGUGUUGGAGGAAAUUUAUCAUACCCUUGAAUCCCAAUGCCUACCGCGAUUUCUCGAGACUGCUAAAGGCAAUAUUAAUCGGCCUAAGCAGCUUUUAUGGUACUUUGCCGGUGUUAUUGGUCUUCUUAUCGGCCUCGCAAUCUUCCUUCUUCUCACCUUCCUUCUUCCGCCCAGCCCUUUUGGCCUUCGGACCUAUCGUCUCUUCUCCACCAUCUUCGUCUCUUUUGGAACCAUGCAGGUUUACUCCGCCUAUCGCGGGUUUUGCUCUCAAGUGUGGAGAAGAUCCAGUCGGCAGAUUUGGCCGUGGGAGUUAGAUGCACUAGAAGAUGAGCACUCGAAAGUCGGGGAUAUGAUCGGGAUACCCGCUAUUGUCGGAUGUGGACCCAAGCCCGAGGUGAAGGUACUGAAAGAAGUUGUUUUCCCAGAAGAGGUAAGACCGUUGUCUAAUCUUGGGGCGAUUCAAGAUUUCAAUUCAACAUGCAAGGUUAACAUACGAGAAAACUCGAUCAAUGCUUCGCAGGCGUCCCUCGAGAAAUCCGGUGAUUAUGACCUCUCCUCCCAAACGUUUGGCUUCCGCAACGCCCUUGCGCGACAAUUUGCCCCGAUAUGCGACACUUCUUCUUUAGAAGACAAAACGGGGUUAAUCUCACGGCCUUGCUGCAUGUGGCUUGGCAUCUUAGCGGCUAAGGGACACAAGCUCCCUAACCCCACACAGAGGGAAAUUUCGCCCUUUGCCUUCGAUUCCGGAGGAAAAGAAGGAGAAACAAGCCUCGGUAAUGCCACUAUUACUACGCCUUUCCCCCACUCUGUACCUGCUCAAUCCCUACAUCCCCUCACCUCUUUCAUGCUUAUUUCAAAUCCAAGAUCAACGAAGCACGAGGCCCGCGUGCCACCAAGGAGAAAAGCUCAUACGAAGAUACAAGUUUUUGGUCCUGAAAGGCUAGUUGAAGAUCCAAGAAUAAAAAAGGUUUACAGAGACAUAAAAAGGGAUAUCCUUAUAGCGGGAGGCAUAGUAUCAGCUUUAUGGAUUGUGGUAUGUCUAGUCGUGCCAUGUACUGCCUCCUCGUAGAAGACCAGAUGAGCGGAAGGUGUCUCCUUACCAUUCCUAGUCAUCUACCGUUAUUUCAAUGUGAGAGGGAAGAUAGGAGGGAAGAUAAAAGAGCAUGGGUUGAGGUAUUAUCAAAGACUUGUUUGAAUGAGCUCGCUUGGUUUCUACUACUAUGUACCGAGAUCUGUCGAGAGGAGCUUAACAGUUUCUAGUUGCGCACUGUACAAGCCAGG
Molecule: messenger RNA, 2629 nt
Organism: Cryptococcus deneoformans JEC21
Lineage: Eukaryota; Fungi; Basidiomycota; Tremellomycetes; Tremellales; Cryptococcaceae
Exons: 3
Coding region: 639-2417 (592 amino acids)
Source: RefSeq, a predicted model, not a curated record